Molecule: messenger RNA, 438 nt
Organism: Macrosiphum euphorbiae (potato aphid)
Lineage: Eukaryota; Metazoa; Arthropoda; Insecta; Hemiptera; Aphididae
Source: the annotation of a GenBank genome assembly
AUGUUUGCACAAGGCCAUUCAUCGACAGCCAUGAAUCCAUCAAUUCUGACCCUCGUCUGGAUGAGUAUACUAGUAUCUCUAGUCCAAACUGUGUUUGCCGACGACGUCAUUAUGCAAAAAAGGUAUUUCGACAACGAUAAUCCGGUAGCUGAACCAAUCAGGAGGAAAAAACCAUUUUGCAACGCAUUUACAGGUUGUGGUCGCAAGAGAUCGGAUGAAUCAAUGGCCACUUUGGUCGAUCUUCGCUCAGAACCGGCUGUUGAAGAGAUUAGCAGGCAGAUAAUGUCUGAGGCUAAGCUCUGGGAGGCAAUUCAAGAAGCCCGACUUGAAUUAAUACGCCAACAAAGACAAAAUAAAGCAGAAAGAAUGGACGUGAAACCUUAUCCCAUUGGUUUAAGAAGAAAACGUCGAUCACUUGCCACCAGUGACAAAUGUUAA